AUGCUCAAGUUAGAAGGCAUGAAUACCUUUUGUUGUCUCUCCACACAGAACGUGUCUUCGUAUGCCAACCAAACAGGCCUUUCGCGUAGCAAAAUCUAUGUGUUUUUACCUUUAAGCUCUUCAACCAAACUUACGUUGCUGAUAUUUUCUGUUACUGUGGGUAUAUUAGCGUUUUUCGGAAAUGUUCUCAUACUUUGUUUUGUUAAGUCCAACCAAAGUACAGCGUCCUUCCUUAAGUCUUUAUCUUUCCGGAAAAAUUUUGAUGUCUACAUCUCCAGCCUUGCUAUAUCUGAUGCACUUUGCGCAUUUAUAGUUCUUCCACUUACUGGUUGUCAGUUAUUUGUGGAUGUUUUUGAACGAGGAUGGGGUUGCAAAAUCCUUCGCUACUUGGGUAUUUUCUUUCCUUCAAUUACCAUAAAUAAUCUGUUGAUUAUCAUCUUUGGAAAAUAUUUUUCAACACGUAAGAUACCUCGUACACUGAAACAUUCUACUGUUAAAAAAUUGCUUUACCUUAUCUGGCUCUCAACAUGUCUUUACGUAUUGCUCCCCGUUGCAACUUUUGAGGGGAUUAGAUAUGAUCUAAAUGACACACAUUACACUGUGGUAUGCAGGCCUAAUUAUCAGUAUGUGCCAUUUGGAGUAGUGAACCUGGCCUUUAUAGUUUUUCAAUACUUUUUGCCAAGUAUUGUGAUUUUUACUUUAACUAUAUGCUUGAUCUUGACUGUGCGGUCAAGAAUGAAAAGAGCUAUAGAUAUUCAAUGUGAUAAUGCCAUCAAAGCCAUGAAGAGGGCUGAAAACAGACGAUUAACCAUGAUAUUGGUUUCUAUUAUGCUUAUGUUUAUAUUUUUAUAUGCACUUUCUUUAGGUUACUUUAUUUUUAGAAUUUCGACGAGAUCACAAGGUCACACCAUUAGUUUUGAAAGUGAUUUUCUCAUCCGUUAUGUGGGUGCUCUGUUGGCGUUUUCCAACAGUCUUGUCAACGUGAUAAUAUAUCUUGUUCAAAUGAAGGACUUUGGGCGCUUUUUAAAAAGUAAGAUCACUUCGAAUUUUCGGCACAAAAAUUUGGUUGUCGAUUUCAAAGGAAUGUAAAUGCGAUUUAUUCCAAUUUUGGCAAAUCUAGAGUGAAAUUCAGAAGCAAAAUGUCUAAAGGCUUACAUCCAGCCCACAGGAUUCUUGUCCCAUCUUACACAUGUAAAAAGAGCAUUAGGUGCAAUUGAUACUGAAAACGUCGAUCGUCUUUUAGUUGUUACGGAAACCAGAAAACAGAUUGUUGCUUGCCACAAUUCAUAAUGAUACUGGUAACAGCUUUAUUAACAGUUUAGUAGCCUUGGCGCUCUACUCAUACUCAACUAUGCCAGCAGAUUUUUAUAAUGUCUUCUUUUAAGUGUAGCAGGUCUCGCUAAAUGCCUCAUUAGUAAAUAGCCAUGUCAGUGACGAGGAAGAGGAAACGAAAACCAAAAGAAGUUCGUAAGUUUCGGAUUUCACCGCGGCCCCAUUUUAUUUGACCAAAUUAUUACAUUGAAUUAUUGUAAACAUUGCUGGCAAACGUCACGGUGCUAUACAAACUAAGUGUUACUGUUAUUAUUAUUACUUUGAUGAAAAGAUAAACUUAUAUUUGUAAUUUUCAAAAAGAAAUGUUAAUUUACCACUUUAACUUAUUGUUGAGACAGUUAGUUGAGAUCAGAGUAAAGAGGAGUGAAGUAACUCAUUUCUUCUUAUUUGGCAUAGAAAACCCUUUUUCACUUUUUGCCAGAAAUGCUGAAACACAAAAUAAUUAUUUUCGCUCACAUUCAAGCCAGCGACUGUCCGUGUAUUGCUAAUCUAUGCGUGUAUUGAAUGUAAAGUAAAGUAAAAAAGGUCAAGUGUGUACUUGAGCCAAAGGGCUCAUCGUCCCAAAGCUUAUUCUUGUUCCCUAAAACAAAGGCAAUAGGAGUAUCACUUGUACCCCUUGGAUGAUGCUAUUCCAUCGUAAGGUUACCAAAGGAGCGGAAAAAUUCUCUUUGAAGUUAAACGAAAACUACUUAAAUAUUCCAUCUGUUUCUACGACGGAAAGAAUCUCCAAAUUAAAAAGACGGAUGCAAUAAACUCUAGGCCAUUAACGUAGGAAACUUAGGUGCGAAUUUACAGCUCUGAUAUAGAAAACAAUACCUAUCUUAAUUGCAGCAGCGCAGCUUAGGAAAUAAAAACGGAAAAGCAAUUAGAAGUUUCUGCUUAUCUAUGCAAGGUUGGUUUGGAAACUAUCGCAUGAAAAGAAAUUAAAGUUACGAGUAUAAACUCUGCUGCUAUCCACCAUGAAAACCAAUAUUUCCAGAAAGACCAUGAACACUUAUAUUUACCUUAAAAAAACCAUGUAAUAAAUGACAAAAGUGCCGACAAGCAGGUGCAUAGUAAAAGUGAAUAAUCAACAAAAUCCUUUCUAAAAGCCACUGUGGUUUUUAUACAUUUUAUUUAACUACAUUAUUUAACUACUAAAAAGAAAAACCCGAAUAACCGAAUAUUUCAAAUGUGAAAGUAUAUGAAUAUAUAUUGAAGAUGUUUACCCAAAAACCCACGAAAACCCUAAAUAUAAUAUUUUGUGAUAUAUAUCAACAAUUCACUUUUUCUGGUUAUAACUAAUUUGAAUAACAACAAUUUGAAUAGAACAACUCGUUCAUCAUUCUUUACCGCUCAACCGGCCGAGUAAAAGAACGAACAGAACACAGAACUAGGUCUAAACCGGUAAAAUAAAUUUAAAAUUUGUCCAAAACUAAAAUACAUAAUUUUCCCCCUAACACCUCCCAGCAUUUCAGCAGGCUUCCCAGACAAUAUGCUGUUACCCAUUUAUAUUCUCCUGAGUGCAAAGAGGGCACUGUGAGCAGAGUGUUUUGCCCAAGAACACAAAUAAUUGUCCCAGUCAGGUCUGGAGCUACUGUGGAAACUUGCUCCUUUAGUUCAAUACGGGCAGUUUCGUUUUGUAUCGUUACUAAUGCUGUUUAGUGAAGCUAUUUGUCGAAAUAGAACGAGGCCAAGAGCUAUUUCCUAAAAAGAGGGAAAAAGUAGCGGGCAUUUGCAUAACCGACUCUGAUUAUAACUUAAACGAAAUAUAUUUCCUUCACUUGCCACUGGUUGAGAAUCUUCACAUGACCUGCAGAUAACUGCCACAAGCAAUGGUGUGCUUUGGCGUAUAACAAUGUUUAGCUGCAAAUGAAACUCUUUCAAGCUUAGAUAUUUGUAUCCAGGCUCCUCUUUGAAAAAAAAAAUGGCCGAUAGCUUUCUUAAGUUGACUGGAGUGAUUUGGCAUGUUUAGUUGAAUUUAAUUUCCUCCAUGCAGUUCUGCUACUUGGCGCUGGUCAUUUCCUGCCUUGAAAUCAUCACAAAAGCAAACUUGGCGCUUAAAUGAUAAAACAAUUAUAUAUUUAUUGACCCCUUUCAUCGCUAAAUAUUUGUGAUUUGGAUUGCCUCCAAGAUGUAAUAUUUUGGGGGCGGGACGCCAUAAUUUAUGAGUCCUCGAAGAAAGCGGGUCUGUAAACAGCGUUUUACCUUGAAUAAUAUCGAUGAGUGCAUUGUUUUGUUCGAAUGAUAUUUUCUUUUUGGUUUUUCAGAAAUAACCGCCUCUCCAUAUGGAGACAAAAGUUAAGAACUAUUAAAAAUAAAAAAAAUUCCUUUUAACGUACAAUGUGUCCAUCUGUUUGUGUUGUCUGUAGGAUAAACCCAGUCUCGUAUUUUAGGACUAAUAACAUUUUCUCACCCGAGCUCACAGUGGAUGAGUUAUACUCUGAAAGAUAAUUUUACUUGAGUGUUAAUCUUCAGUUUUUGUUGGCUUUAUGAUUAAUGUUUUAGCAGUUUUAAAGUUCAAUAACAUUUUUUUAAAAUUAAACUAUGAACAAUCUUGACAAAAUCACCAGCCUUUAAAAUUUUUUUAGUCAUAUGAAGGACGACAUUCAAAUUUUCACGAAAAUCUAAAUUUCACGGAGAUUUAAAGUCGGUCAAUGAAUGCAAAAACUACAAUCAGACGGAAGCUUCCCACAAAAAUUGAAGAUCAAAAUAUUGCCAGUCUCAGUAAAAUCUUCCGUUUGUAAAUGUCACCUAUAAUCCUCAUUACGCACACACUUGAAUCUCAAUGGAGACAAUUCUUUAACGUUUAAACCCACUCUUCAAGUGCCUCAGAAAACGUUUUGUUUAUUUACCACAAAAUAGCUUAUUAAGUGAUGUUUCUGCUUCAAAUCCUUUAGCUAUAAGGAAACUUGGAGAUUCUGUGAAGACAGCACAUCAACAUUCUCAGGUUGUUAAAAUCCGUUAAAUAUAUACCUGCAGCAGAUAUAUAAGCAGCCAGAAGGGCAGAAAGUGUAAAGGCCAACAAAACGAACAGGUAUUUUAAUGUUUUAAUCUGUGUUAUGUCUUCAAAUGCUUGAUACUUAUGAAGUAUUCAGACUGAGCAAUUAUAAAAUAUCAGUAAACACGCAUAACCAUAUUCACUUACAAACACACUCGGAAUUAAAACUGUUAUUUAUUUUUAACACUAUUUCGAUAAAUUUAUUGUUUUUCUCUCGUAUUUAUUGCUGAAAUUAAAAAAAAUCAGGAUAAUUUGUUUUGGUUACUUCCCUUUGCAGUUUUAAACGGUUACUAGAUAGCCAGGGUCUCAAAUAAUUACAUCGUAUUAAAAAAAAGCUGAAUAAUGAAGUCAAAGUUUCACCCAUAAACCUCAUUUAAUAAAUUUUUUUAGUUCGGCUUCCCAAUAAAAUGGACGCCCAAGUCCAUAUGUCUUUUGUAAACGAACAACACAGAAUAACACAUCUGGAAACGCAUCUUCAGAAAAAUGUGGGACGUUUUACGCCCACAAUGUAGUUGAAUAAAACAGCUGUUUUUUCUUUUUCGUUAAUUCCUCCACACCCAAUAAAAGAACGAAACCAGGCAAAUUUUCUGUAUUAGUUUCACCACAUAAAAUUUUUGAAUGAUCGUAUUCCAACUCAAGAUCAGGAAAAUCGUCAUUUGCAUACACCACAUGUGAGAGGAUAGCCUUCCUUGCACGACGAUUACGUGGCUCACAUGUGAUUAAGAUCUCGCAUUUUCCAAAGAUUGAAAUUUUUUGUUUUGUCCUUUGCUAAUCGAAUAUGAUUCCCUGAAAUAGGAAAUUGAGAAACUUCAUCUGCAUAUCGCAGAUCGUGAUCAGCUUCUCCACAAACGGAGCCAAAAAUAUUUCAUGACAUACCUGAUUCAAACCAUAAUUUUUAGUACUUGUGAAGGUCUUUUUUUUAAGCCCCUUCCUUUUUCUGCUAAACUUUACGUCAUCUAAGCUAGGAAUCAUACUGUAAAAUACGAUUUUAAUUGAAGCUAAUCAACAAAUUUGUAAAUAAAUAGACAGAUAAAAAAAUUAUUUCAACCAAUUUAAACGCCGUAAAAGCGGGUAAGUUUUAAACGAAACUGUUGUACUGCGUCGGUGGGAAAGUAUAACGAGGUAAUUUCAUUUUAUCAACUGAGUUAAUAAUGUAAAUUUGCCACCAUAAAGAGUUUAAGUUUCGAGCGUUAGCCCUUCGUCGGAGCGAAUGGCCGUUAAAAUCGAGAUUUUCCGUCCUCUUUCAGCUAGCAUAACCGGGCCCAUAACUGAUUCUCUAACCGAGUAGGUGGAGUGCAGUUCAGAUAUAUCCAGUAUCCUUUCAUCCAGAAAAGAAGGUCCUAGAUCGUAUAAAUAUUAUACAAAUAUCAGGUAAGUAGUUUCAAGAAAUGAAUUUUCGGGCCUUUAUCAUUCUUGAUUCAUAUGUUUCACCUUUCCCUCCCCCAUAUCUAUGAAAACCUCCAUUGAAGUCUUUUAGUUAAACUCGUUUUUUACGAAGGGAACUGUUUUCCAAAGAAGAUGAACAGCUCUCAACAUUGUGAUUAAUUUUUCAAUUGCAUUUUUUUUCAGCAGAGAUUUGUUUUUUCAUUUCUCCUCAAGUAUGUCCCUGAUAGAUGAAGUACUGGUCUAUUAAUUAUCUAAUUAAUGACCUUACCACACUCAAUAUCAUUUUUAUUUUUCUAAAGCUAUUUUAUUGGAGUAAUAACAAGAGGUUUUCUCAGUGUAAAAUUCACUUUUCCCAUUUACAGGUUGUGUAGAUUCCACUGAUAGAUGUUCAAAUUGGAUGGGAUGAAUGCCUCUUGCUGUCUCUCAACACAUAACGUGUCUUUGCAUGCCAACCAAACAGGCCUUUCGAGUAGUAAAAUCUAUGUGUUUUUACCUUUGAGCUCUUCAACCAAACUAACAUUGUUGGUGUUUUCUGUAAUUAUGGGUAUAUUAGCGUUUUUCGGAAAUGUUCUCAUACUUUGUUUUGUUAAGUCGAACCAAAGAGCAGCGUCCUUCCUUAAGUCUUGCUCUUUCCGGAAAAAUUUUGAUGUCUACAUCUCCAGCCUUGCUAUAUCUGAUGCACUUUGCGCAUUUAUAGUUCUUCCGCUUACUGGUUGUCAAUUAUUUAUGGAUGUUUUUGAACGAGGAUGGGGUUGCAAAAUCCUUCGCUACUUGGGUAUUUUCUUUCCUUCAGUUACCAUAAAUAAUCUGUUGAUUAUCAUCUUUGGAAAAUAUUUUUCAACACGUAAGAUACCUCGUACACUGAAACAUUCUACUGUUAAGAAAUUGCUUUACCUCAUCUGGUUCUCAACAUGUGUUUACGUAUUGCUCCCCGUUGCAACUUUUGAGGGGAUUAGAUAUGAUCUAAAUGACACACAUUACACUGUGGUAUGCAGGCCUAAUUAUCAGUAUGUGCCAUUUGGAGUAGUGAACCUGGCCUUUAUAGUUUUUCAAUACUUUUUGCCAAGUAUUGUGAUUUUUACUUUAACUAUAUGCUUGAUCUUAACUGUGCGGUCAAGAAUGAAAAGAGCUAUCGACAUCCAAUGUGAUAAUGCUAUCAAAAUCAUGAAGAGGGCUGAAAACAGACGAUUAACCAUGAUAUUGGUUUCUAUUAUGCUUAUGUUUAUAUUUUUAUAUGCGCUUUCUUUAGGUUACUUUAUUUUUAGAAUUCUGACAAGAUCACAAGGUCACACCAUUAGUUUUGAAAGUGAUUUUCUCAUCCGUUAUGUGGGUGCUCUGUUGGCGUUUUCCAACAGUCUUGUCAACGUGAUAAUAUAUCUUGUUCAAAUGAAGGACUUUGGGCGCUUUUUAAAAAGUAAGAUCACUUCGAAUUUU
Pocillopora meandrina is the source of this 7132-nucleotide messenger RNA. The record is from the annotation of a GenBank genome assembly. NCBI's taxonomy places the organism in Eukaryota, Metazoa, Cnidaria, Anthozoa, Scleractinia, Pocilloporidae.